CAAGAGACCCAACCAGGCCCUGCCAGGAAUUCGUACUAAACCAUCUCCUGACUGUUUCUUCUUCCUCCUGCAUCUCAAUCAUCCACAACAGCCUCGUUGGCACUUCGCUCGUGACUUACCGUUUUGGUCUGUCGUGAUCGGACGGGAGUGUUGAACUGUUUGUUCGCCAGGGGCCUUUGUGCCGCGGGACGGUGCAGUACCAACCAGCGACCGGAUUGACGCAACCAGGUCUAGGGCUGCUGGCCUACCAAGUUUCCGCCUCUCCGCCUCGUGCCUAGUCAGCAAUCGGAUUAGGAUCCCGAGGAACGCAGCGAUAACGAACAUACAUACCUCCAACACCUACGACUCUACAUUACAGCAGACGGACGCAUAACCUAACUACAGCCAGCUUUACCCCUUGCGAUCGCGCCGAAUCCUCGACGACUCUAUACACCUUAUCGCCGUGUAAUGACGAACUACUCUACAAUAUCUGAUGGAAACGCUUCUUUAUUUAGAAGUGCCGGCGACAUGUCAAGACCUCGACGUCGCGGUCAUAAGGAUGGCGGCCAUGGAGGCCAAGCCACUACGAUUAGCAGUGUCGUAAACCUGCUAAAUACAAUUGUUGGAGCUGGCACUCUUGCCAUGCCCUCAGUUAUGUCACAUAUGGGUAUCAUGUUGGGAGUGGUGCUGAUAUUGUGGUCUGGAUUGACUGCCGCUUUCGGUCUUUACCUACAAUCUCGAUGCGCUCGAUAUCUCGACCGAGGAACCUCAUCCUUCUUCGCCCUAUCGCAAAUCACCUAUCCCAACGCCGCCGUUAUAUUCGAUGCUGCAAUCGCAAUUAAGUGCUUCGGAGUUGGCGUGUCUUACAUGAUUAUCAUUGGAGACCUUAUGCCUGGUGUGGUGUUGGGCUUCCUCAGCAACGCUAAUAGCGCUCCGUAUCUGGUCGAUCGAAACUUUUGGAUCACCGCGUUUAUGCUUAUAAUUAUUCCUCUGAGCUUUCUGAGGAGGCUGGACUCACUGAAGUACACCAGCAUUGUUGCGCUGGUCUCCAUCGGAUAUCUAAUUGUCUUGGUGAUCUAUCACUUUGCAUCCGACAAGCACGCCGACCCUGGUAGUAUCAGAGUGAUCCAGUGGGGCGGAGCUAUUGAGACAUUGAGCGCUCUACCAGUCGUUGUGUUUGCAUAUACUUGCCAUCAGAACAUGUUCUCCAUCCUCAACGAACUGAAGGAUAACUCACCAUCAAGCAUUAUUGGAGUUGUUGGCACAAGCAUUGGCUCUGCUGCGUCAAUUUAUAUUGUUGUGGCUAUUACCGGUUACCUUACAUUUGGCAAUGCUGUUGUAGGAAACAUAGUUUCAAUGUAUCCUACUGGAGCCGCUUCAACAAUCGGAAAAGCCGCCAUUGUUGUACUAGUCACUUUCUCUGUUCCUUUGCAGGUUCACCCAUGCCGAGCUUCACUAGAUGCUGUAUUGAAAUGGCGACCAAACCGUAACUCGUCGAACAACGGACGAACCGCAACACCAUUACUCCCAGCAUCCCCGGCCGGCGAUCAUGGAAGUACCGCCCCGAUGUCUGACCUCCGGUUCGCUGUGAUCACUACUUUCAUUCUCACCUUCGCCUACAUGACUGCUCUCUCAGUCACUAGUCUUGAUCGUGUCCUGGCCUUCGUUGGCAGCACCGGGUCAACUUCUAUCAGCUUUAUUCUCCCAGGUCUUUUUUACUACAAAAUCAGUAACCCAGAUAGCAUACAUCAUCAACGACUGGCCAAGGAAGAUGAUGAUAUGGACGAGGACACACCCACCUCAGAUGUGGAGGACUCUGCUGCACUGGCGCAGAGCACAACUAGUGUUCGCAGUGGUGUGAGCAUCGCUAGCAAUGCCAGCACCCGCAGCAACCGAAACUCAUGGCGUUGGAGACGCAAGUGGCGAUGGGAUCUCGAGCACAUCGAACAUCACCAUCUGCGUAGACUCGCCCUCGCACUGGCGAUAUACGGAUCCGUUGUCAUGACCGUGUGUCUUGUUCUGAACAUUUUCUUUGCUGUCACUCAUUAAUUGUAUCAUUUUCUCUUACGGCCUCAUGGAUGACAAAUGUUGGAUACAGGCGUUGUAAGAAGGGGCAUAUGAUGUUUUUCUCAGCGUCUCUGCUUCAAUAGAUGGCUUAAACUUAGUUAGACAUGGUAUUGGGUAGCGCUUCAAUACAAUUACAAUAGCGAAAAAAAAUGGAUUGGCCGUCGUGAUGUGAACCCUUCCAACAAAUAUCAUACAGUUUUCCUCGAUUGCUGCACAGGUCUCUGAUCCAGUAGCCUGCACGAGCCCCAAUACUUCUCGACAUUGAUAUGGCCCUCUGGGUUUUCGACUCCAUCUGAACUUCGUGAUAACGUCCUGAAACCAACGCCCAGAGAUGCGUUUUCGUACAAAUCAUACAACCCCUAGGCCACUCAUCGAAUUCUGACCUUCUCCUGGUCUAUGACGCCCUUUGUGUUGUCUUGCUUGGGGCCAAAUGGCUUCUUUGGUAGAAUACCCACCAUAGAAAGUAACCUCCAGGCUGUGUCUGUGGGCUGUGCACCAACACCGAUCCAAUACCUCGCGCGUUGACUAUCGAGCUUGAUAUCCUUAUGAAGUUUUCCGGAUGUGUCGUAAGGGUCGGGUUUAGGAAUUGGGUCGUAUGUGCCAAUGACCUCGAGCGGGCGGGAGUUACGAGCCGUCCUAAAUACCUGUUAAUGGUGCGCUCAAUUGUAACAUAUAUCAUGGGCUGACGCACCGGGCGUGGGCAAUGACAAUAU
Molecule: messenger RNA, 2759 nt
Organism: Fusarium odoratissimum NRRL 54006
Lineage: Eukaryota; Fungi; Ascomycota; Sordariomycetes; Hypocreales; Nectriaceae
Exons: 5
Coding region: 448-2028 (526 amino acids)
Biological process (GO): amino acid transmembrane transport
Cellular component (GO): fungal-type vacuole membrane
Molecular function (GO): L-serine transmembrane transporter activity; L-lysine transmembrane transporter activity; L-tyrosine transmembrane transporter activity
Source: RefSeq, a predicted model, not a curated record